AUGGCAGCAGAAGGUAACUUAGUAGUGCAUACUAAGAAGGCUUUUGGUUGGGCAGCUAGAGAUCCUACUGGUGUUCUCUCACCUUUCAAUUUCUCUAGAAGGGAAACAGGUGAGAAAGAUGUAGCAUUCAAGAUAUUGUAUUGUGGAAUAUGUCACUCUGAUCUUCAUAUGGCUAAAAAUGAAUGGGACAAUUCCAUCUAUCCACUAGUUCCUGGGCAUGAGCUUGUGGGUGUAGUAACAGAAGUUGGAAGCAAAGUAGAAAAGUUUAAAGUUGGAGACAAAGUUGGUGUGGGCUACAUGGUUGAUUCAUGCAGAUCGUGCCAAAACUGUAAUGACGAUCUUGAAAAUUACUGUCCACAAUAUACAGCCACAUCUAGUGCCGAGUAUCGUGAUGGCACGGUCACAUACGGAGGAUACUCCGACUCAAUGGUUGCAGACGAACACUUUGUGAUUACCAUUCCUGAUAGCUUAUCUCUUGAUGUUGCUGCACCACUCCUUUGUGCUGGAAUCACAGUUUAUAGUCCUCUUAGAUAUUUUGGACUUGACAAGCCUGGUAUGAAUAUAGGUGUUGUUGGUCUUGGUGGACUUGGUCAUUUGGCUGUGAAAUUCGCCAAAGCUUUCGGUGCUAAUGUCACAGUAAUUAGUACUUCGCCUAAUAAAGAAAAGGAAGCAAUAGAAUACUUAGGAGCUGAAUCAUUUCUGUUAAGCCGUAACGUGAAUCAAAUGAAGGCUGCAAUAGGUACGUUGGACGGUAUUAUUGACACAGUUUCAGCAGAACAUCCUCUCUUACCACUGAUUGGUUUACUCAAAUCUCAUGGAAAACUUGUAAUAGUUGGUGCAGUAGUGAAGCCUCUGGAGCUUCCUGCUUUCCCUUUACUUGCAGGGAGGAAGAUAAUAGGCGGGAGUAUGAUUGGAGGGAUAAAGGAGACACAAGAAAUGAUUGAUUUUGCUGCUAAACACGAUGUGAAACCUGAUAUUGAGAUUGUUCCGAUUGAUUAUGUCAACACUGCAAUGGAGAGACUACUCAAAGCAGAUGUCAAAUAUCGAUUCGUGAUAGAUAUUGGCAACACGUUGAAACCAAGCUCUUGA
This is a messenger RNA of Vicia faba (fava bean), 1089 nucleotides long. The record is from the annotation of a GenBank genome assembly. Lineage: Eukaryota; Viridiplantae; Streptophyta; Magnoliopsida; Fabales; Fabaceae.